AUGCCGGCCUACAACUCCAUGUUCAACAACGACCCCAACAUCCCGCGUCUGGUCGGGAACUUCCCCCUGCUCCCCCUCCGCACCAAGACCCGGGGCCCGGCCUACGUGCUGCCGCAGCCCAACCCGCCUCUGCCCGCCAACGAGAGCCCGGACCCGGACGCGGAGUCGUACGACGUGCUCGACGAGGUGCUCUCGCUCUUCCGCGCCAACACCUUCUUCCGCAACUUCGAGAUCCAGGGCCCGGCCGACCGCCUCCUCAUCUACGGCAUCCUCUUCGUGAGCGAAUGCCUCGGCAAGAUCAAACCCCAGCACUCGUUGAGGGAUGCUACGAAGGAGGUCUUAAACACCGCCUUGGAUCUCAACUUUGCUAUUCCCGGUGACCCUGCUUUCCCCCUUAAUCAGAUCUAUGAGCCCCCGCGAGACAGACAGGACGCCGAGCAACUACGACAAUACCUAUCCCAGGUGCGGCAAGAGCUUGCUGCACGUUUAUUAGCCAGAGUGUACGAUGAGGAGGGGGACGGGAAGCCGAGCAAGUGGUGGUUGAGUUUCACGAAGAGAAAGUUCAUGGGCAAGGCAUUGUAA
Molecule: messenger RNA, 582 nt
Organism: Annulohypoxylon truncatum
Lineage: Eukaryota; Fungi; Ascomycota; Sordariomycetes; Xylariales; Hypoxylaceae
Product: ARP2/3 complex 21 kDa subunit
Exons: 3
Coding region: 1-582 (193 amino acids)
Biological process (GO): regulation of actin filament polymerization; Arp2/3 complex-mediated actin nucleation
Cellular component (GO): Arp2/3 protein complex; cytoskeleton
Molecular function (GO): actin filament binding
Source: RefSeq, a predicted model, not a curated record